Cladophialophora carrionii CBS 160.54 is the source of this 1581-nucleotide messenger RNA. RefSeq lists its product as uncharacterized. Gene Ontology annotation, cellular component: cytoplasm. Lineage: Eukaryota; Fungi; Ascomycota; Eurotiomycetes; Chaetothyriales; Herpotrichiellaceae. The record is from RefSeq and is a predicted model, not a curated record. Gene Ontology annotation, molecular function: actin binding; adenylate cyclase binding. The transcript has 4 exons. Bases 1 to 1581 code for a protein of 526 amino acids. Gene Ontology annotation, biological process: regulation of adenylate cyclase activity; cytoskeleton organization.
AUGGCCGCGCAGGGGAGUAUGCACAAUUUGACAACGCUCAUCAAAAGAUUGGAAGCCGCAACUUCACGACUGGAGGAUAUUGCCACUGCCAUAGAUGGACCUGGGGCGGCUGUCACCAACGGAGUCACCACUGCUUUGUUGCCUUCGUCAGCCCCGGCUGGAACCCCUGAGCAAGCGCCACCGCCGCCGCCAGAGCCCCUGCCCAGGUCCGUGGAGGCUUUUGACCAGAUAAUCCAGGAGGAUGUCGUGGCCUUUGUGAAAGCUGCAGAGAAGAUUGGUGGUCUGGUCGAAGAGCAGGCAAAGGCCGUCAAGGAGGCAUUCGAAGCUGAGCGGACGUACCUGCUCGUCGCGGCAAAGGCGAAGAAGCCUGAUCCUCAGCCUCCUGAGUUGAUGACAGAGCUUCACCGGCACACCUCAAACGUCGACGAAAUCCGAGAAGCCAAUCGACCGUCUCCUCUGUUCACCCAUCUAAGCGCCGUAUCAGAAGGUAUCGUGGCGCUGGGCUGGAUCGUUGAGAAGAGGCCGAGUGAUUUUGUCACAGAUACCCUUGGAGGUGCUCAGUACUACGGGAACAAGAUACUGAAAGAGUACAAGGACAAGGAUAAGUCACACGUUGAGUACAUCCAGGCGUACUACAAAGUCUUCCGCUCUCUGGCCGCCUACGUAAAAGAGUACUUCCCCACGGGCCUGACCUGGAACUCGAAAGAUGGCAUCGACGCUCUCGAGGCGCUGAAGCAAAUCCAGUCGGGUGCGGCUACCCCCAAAGCAGCAACGACCGCCGGUGGUCCCCCUCCUCCUCCGCCGCCGCCGCCUUUGCCCAAGUUCGACGACGAUGGUCCUCCGGCUCCUCCAUUGCCACCAGCCGGCGACACUUCGCAAGGUGGAGGUAUUGAUGCGGUCUUCGAACAGAUCAAUAAAGGAUCUGCUAUUACGGCGGGACUGAAAAAGGUCGACAAGUCGCAAAUGACGCACAAGAACCCGUCUCUCAGAGCCGGCUCCGCUGUACCGCAACGUUCCGAAUCCCAGACAUCUGUCUCGGCGCGUGGGAAAUCUCCCGUCCCCAGCAAGAAACCUGAAAGCCUGAGGGCUAAGAAGCCAGGUCGGAAGGAGCUUGAUGGUAACAAAUGGAUCGUCGAGAACUUUGAAAACACUCAGAACGAGCUUAUCGAGAUUCCUGCCGAGCUUAACCACAGCAUCUUGAUCUCCAAAUGCAACAAAUGCGUCCUGAAGGUCAGCGGAAAGGCCAACGCUAUCUCGAUCGACAAUUGCACCGGCUUGUCGAUACUGGUCGGAUCACUCGUGUCCAGCCUGGACAUCAUCAAGGCACCUAAGAUUCAGGUUCAGGUUGAUGGCGUCGUGCCUACAAUCCUGCUCGAUCAAGUCGACGGCGCUCAGAUCUACCUUUCCAAUGAUAGCUUAAGCACGGAAAUCUUCACCAGCAAGUGCAGCGCCAUCAACGUUGUGUUGCCGCCCAAGGACGACUCUGAAGAUGACAGCAAAGAACUGCCCUUCCCGGAGCAGAUACGCAGCGUGAUCAAGAACGGCACUCUUGUCAGUGAGAUUGUCGAGCAUGCAGGUUAA